CAGUCUUGUUUUACACGAGGCUUCCAUGCAGUCACACUCUUAAAGUUCCUCCUGGCUCAUGUCUGUCACACUGACACACACCACCCAAAACAGGGUGCCAUUCUAAACCAAAACAAUUCAAGUUCUUUGGUUUCGAAUAUAUAUCCAUUUUCACACACAUUUCUUGAUGAGUUUCUUCUUGGAUGCUGGCAUAAGAAAUCUAGCAAGUACAUGUAGUACAGUUUCCUCUUCUUGCUUGACACACUGAACAUGGCACAGAUUUUGGCACCCUCUACACAAUGGAAGAUGAAAAUAGCAGAAAUCUACUCUACCUAUACAACCCCCACUACCUCAAAAAUGAGUUCUUUAUUGUUGAGACAAAACAAGAAAGGUGCACACACCAGCUCUAAUAAGUUUCAGGUGCUGGCGAUCAAAUCGGAAAACAGUACCAUCAACCGGCUUGAGAAUCUACUUAACUUGGACAUCACUCCAUACACCAAUAAAAUAAUUGCUGAGUACAUUUGGAUUGGAGGGACAGGAAUUGAUAUGAGGAGUAAAUCAAGGACAAUUCCUAGUCCUGUUGAACAUCCCUCUGAGAUCCCUAGGUGGAACUAUGAUGGAUCUAGCACUGGACAAACAACAGGUGUAGAUAGUGAAGUAUACCUGUAUCCUCAAGCAAUUUUCAAAGAUCCUUUCCGGGGUGGUGAUAAUAUCUUGGUUAUCUGUGAUUCAUACACACAAGAAGGUGAACCUAUCCCUACAAACAAGCGACACGGAGCAGCAGAGAUCUUUAGUCAUCCCAAGGUUAUAGCCGAAGUUCCAUGGUUCGGAAUAGAGCAAGAGUACACCUUACUUCAAAAGAAUGUAAAAUGGCCUUUAGGUUGGCCACUAGGAGGCUAUCCUGGUCCACAGGGCCCUUAUUAUUGUGGUACUGGGGCAGAUAAGUCGUUUGGGCGCGACAUAGCAGAUGCUCAUUACAAGGCUUGCUUGUAUGCUGGAAUUAAUAUCAGUGGCACCAACGGAGAGGUUAUGCCUGGGCAGUGGGAGUAUCAAGUUGGCCCUUGUGUAGGUAUUGAAGCUGCUGAUCAUAUUUGGUGCUCAAGGUACAUCCUUGAGAGAAUCACUGAACAAGCUGGGGUUGUUCUCUCAUUUGAUCCAAAACCAAUAGAGGGUGACUGGAAUGGUGCAGGAUGCCACACCAAUUUCAGUACCAAGAGCAUGAGAGAAGAUGAUGGUUAUGAGGUAAUAAAGAAGGCGAUCAUCAACCUAUCGCUUCGUCACAAGGAACACAUUAGUGCAUAUGGAGAAGGAAAUGAGAGAAGGUUGACAGGAAAGCAUGAAACAACCAACAUUGAUACUUUUUCUUGGGGGGUGGCUAACCGUGGUUGUUCAAUCCGUGUUGGAAGAGACACAGAGAAGAAUGGGAAAGGUUACAUGGAGGACCGGCGCCCGGCUUCAAACAUGGAUCCAUAUGUUGUGACAGCAUUACUGGCAGAAACUUCCAUAUUAUGGGAACCUACUCUUGAGGCAGAAGCUCUUGCAGCUCAGAACACAAGCCUUAAAGCAAAGAAGAACCAUGCAACUGGACUACCUCCUUGUAUAUAUGUUGACCUCCCAAGCUAGACAAGAACAUAGCAAUUACAAAGUUUGAUUUUCAGCUUUUGAGCUUCGAGGCGCGCCAUGGCUUCCAAAUCAGCAGCUCUCCUCCUCUCG
Molecule: messenger RNA, 1692 nt
Organism: Arachis duranensis
Lineage: Eukaryota; Viridiplantae; Streptophyta; Magnoliopsida; Fabales; Fabaceae
Product: glutamine synthetase leaf isozyme, chloroplastic
Exons: 15
Coding region: 250-1602 (450 amino acids)
Cellular component (GO): cytoplasm
Molecular function (GO): glutamine synthetase activity
Source: RefSeq, a predicted model, not a curated record